This is a messenger RNA of Oreochromis niloticus (Nile tilapia), 3726 nucleotides long. Its product is annotated as RD3 domain-containing protein. The transcript is spliced from 3 exons. NCBI's taxonomy places the organism in Eukaryota, Metazoa, Chordata, Actinopteri, Cichliformes, Cichlidae. The coding region runs from base 294 to 980 and encodes 228 amino acids. The record is from RefSeq and is a predicted model, not a curated record.
GUCACUCACUCAUUAUUAAUACAGGAUUACUUGUAUUCUCAAUCCCAAACUCGCACACACACAAUACGCACCCCUCACAGAAAUCCACGCGCUGUCUGCUGGGGACCUUCAGCGGUAGCAAAGCAGUCAGGUAUCUGUGAGCCACCAGCUGGAGUCUCAGGAGUUUCAUCCACUUUGAAUGUCGCGAGCCCGUGGAGGCCCACUGCUCACUUUACUGCUGACAGAGGUUUUACCAGACAAGUGUUGGAUAUUCAUCAGAAGAGAAGAUAAUACAGCUUUGUAACCCUUGUUUCAUGAAGAUGUUUCCUUGGUCCGCUGUUUUCUCCCUUGAGCCUAAAGUGCCCGGCCAGCGAACAACUGAGGAGCUGGUAACCAACACCCUGAUGCUGGAGCUGGGGGCCAUGGUGAAGCGCACUGAACGCAUCCGCUUGGAGAGGGCGACGGAGGGUCGUCGCCGCCGUCGCAGCUCUUCCUCUACAGCAGACUACAGCUGGCUGGCAACCACCCCAACCCCACAGCCCUAUGAGCUCACUCCCAAUGACCUGCUGGAGUUGCAAGACCUCUGUGCCAAAAUCCCUCCUGCACAGUGUGGGCCUGUGAUUGUCAGGUUCAGGAGGUUGGUGUCACAGAUGGAGCCCGAGGUUCACGAGGUUCCUCGGCUCUUUCGCUCAGUGCUGCGUGACUGCGUGGAUGAGGCGAAUGGAAACGACGAGGUUCCGACCCAGGAAGUGCUGUUUGAGAAGCAGCAGCGCAGCAAAAGCCUCUCCUUUGUCACUUUCCGCACAAAAUUCCGCACGGGGCAUUUCCCAAAGGGCAGCAACUUGAGAGGCUCCAGGGGGAACCUGCAGCAGGAAGUGGAAUGGUCUGAUGAGGAGGAGGAUGGAGAAGGGGAGGAGGAAGCAAUCAAAGCCAGGGCGAGGAAAGGAAGGAGUAGGAGCAUGCCAGAGAUCACCCCUAUAGAGCAGAGUGCUCAGGGGUGAGAGAAGUGGGGGGAGUCAGGGGAGAAAUAAAGCAGAGGGACAUGUGCAAGGGAGGGGAGGAGAAUCUAGGAGAGUCACAGAGAAAACUAGGUGAGCCCAGAUUGUACAAGACAAGCAUUAAUGAGGAAGAAAGGGAGGAGCGGAGGUAGCUGCCAUGAAAAAAUGGGUCAAAUAAAAAUCUGGAAAACUUAAAAAACAUUAUUUUCUUGCUUAUUUCAAAAGAUGAAGAAAAAAUUCAAGAGAAAGGACUUAAAUAGAUUUCGUCACUGGCAGCUUUAGGCAAAUCUAAAAGAAUUAUGGUUCUGGUUUUAAGAUGUCAGCAGCCUUUUGUGGUCCUGGUGGGUAAAUUUGAAACUGCUGAUACUGUUUUAUCUACAUAAGAAGGGAAUAAAAAGCUGUUCCAAAUCUAAGGCGACCUAUUAUGCUCAUUUCCAUAUUUCAAGUAACUUUGCCUGAUUUCCAUUUCAAAAUAAUCCUUCUUUGUCUCAUUCUGGGCCUGAAACCAGUUUUUAUAUUAGCUCCUCUCCCUUUAAAACCACUUUUGUCUGGUAACGGAUGGGUGAGGUUUCUGUAUCUGAAAUGGUAAAUACAGAUCCUCCUCCUUCUUUUGACGGGACCCUUGCCACAGCAGAUCAUCUGCCUCAGUCUCAUCCUAUCCCUACCAUGCUCCUCUGUCACACUAACCCUCUGCAUGCCCUUCUUCAUGACCACAGAGACCAUCUCUGUGGUCUUCCUCCUGCCUGGCAGCUCCAUCUACACCACCUUUUUGAUAUAUCCACUAUGACUCCCUUGACUACCACCUCUACACCCCUACCCUUCCUUCUCUUCCUGAUGAAACCUUCCCAUUUAUCUGGACUUGGGACUGGCAUUAGGAGUACACUGGGUUGUACACCACCACAGGCUGGGUUGACAUGAAACAGACCAAAGAAUAUGGAAGUGGAAAAAAGAGCAUUUAAAGCAGUCUGAAUCCUGAAUUGCUGUCUGCCAACUUAAUAGUUUGAAACUCUGACCAUGUCUGAGCAUCAACCAUUAUAACUGUACUGUACAUGUAACCUAAGAAAAUAAGGAUAUGUCAAUGCCAGCCCAUUUAGUAGUGGUUCAAGGGUUUUGACCUAUAAAAAAUUGCAAUACGGGAUGUUGAGUUAAACUUUGCUCAAGCUUCUGGCAUCUAUAAACUCAAACCCAUACUGUAAGGGCUCUCUGAUGAAUCAUAAACACAUCACAUGAACUAAAACGUGUUACAUAACAGACAGGACAGCCGUCUUCUGCAGACUCAGCAGCCACAGUUUGGCUCCAGAUCACCAGCUCCCAUCAAGUAAAGCCUUGCAGGCAGAAAAUAAUUAGACUCACGUAUGAUUUUAUUGUAUUACAUGUACUUAAGGUAAUAAAUAAACAAUUUUCUGAUUUUUUCUGUGCAAUUAAAACACUUCUUUUACACAAAAAUGUCUUCUUUUUUUUAAAAUAUAGGUUUAGCUAACACUUGAGGCUAAUGUUUAAAUGCAUAUCUGUCUGCAUUGUUAUAAAUGAAAAUAAAGAAUAAAAGGCCAAAUAUAAACUGCAGCGUUUGUUACAGCUAAUUAAAGCCAUGCUGACUAAUCCUCUUAUCCCAAGAAAAUCUCACACGUGAAUGCCAGCACCCCAUUACUGUUUUAUUAAUGCGCACUUUAUCAAUACAUCUUCAUAACUAUUUCAACUUUAUACACUGAAGUCAAGGCAUUUGGCUAAAAUAAAAAAAGAAAAUAAAGAGCAAAAGAAAAAAGGAGGAAAAAAAAAUGUUUCUUUUAAAAAGCUGUGGUCAUUUAAAUAACAUCCUGUACAUUAGUUAGAUAAAGAUGGGGCGCACAGGCAUCCAACCAGACACUUCCAGGGAACGUGGCCGAUCGAGUGACUUUACAACCAGCGUUUACCCCUUCAUACGCACUGAUCCUCCUGCAGCACUCAGCGAGUGAGGUUUAAACCUUUUCUUCCAUUAAACCUCUGCGAAGGCUGCUCACCACACAGCUUCAUUUAAAACAGUAUCGUUACAUAACAUUUCUCACAGCUCACCCUUCAGUUCCACUGCAAACCUCCCUUCAUCUGGCUAUGACUGCCUACUUGUGCCACAGCGAGUUUCCUUGUAUUGUGUCACAGCUCAACAACAGUACCAAUUUGGCAAAUGAAACAAAACAGCAAAUAACUAGAUUAUUAAAAAAAAAAAAAAAUCCACAUCAGUGUUGGAUGGUAGAAGGUUAAGAAUUGCUGAUAAAUGAGACAGUCAUGUGGUUCCAGUAAAAAGCAGGUAAACUAUGAAGCAAAAUAAUCUGAGGAUCAAGUCCAGUUCUAAAGUUUGGCUUUGAAAUACUUAAUAUAAAGGAUGACGUGUGGUAAAAGAGGGUAAACAAGAAAACAACAAUAAGACAGUUUGCAGAAUCAAACCAUUAAAUUAGAGCCAUUUUGAUUAAAUGUUUACGAAUAGUUGGUCAGUAGACUACAGAACAGCUUUCUGCUCUUAAAGUGGGGAUUUAAAGAUCAUUUAUUUGUUUUAUUCGAGAGUUCAACAUCUUCAUUCUCCACUGAAGAGUCAAAUUAAGACUGAAAAGUUUGUGGCUUGGGACAAAACGACAGGUCCGUAUUCGAGUGCAUCCCAAAAGCCUCCAUGAAACCGUGAUAGAAGAGUAUCGAAAUAUGUCCUCUUAGUCUAGCUUUAAUUUUAUUUUUCCUCAUUCGAUACGGUUUCCCCGCUCCUCAUUCCUUUAAGCAAAGAAGA